UCUUGAUAUCCAUAGUCUGAGAAAAGUAUUUUCAGAUUCUAUUGGCAGUCUCACUCUCAAUGAAUACGUUUUUAGUUGAGGAGACCUACAACAAGGGCAUUUGGAGAUAAUAUUUCGACUAAAUUUGGCUAAGGUAUCAUCCAAAGGGGACUUCUUUCUCCAACUAAGGAAUGAAGCUUAAUUUAAUGGAACUCCUUUGCGCAAAAAUCCUAGAAAAGAUGUCAUUUUUGCUUCUUUUUCUAACAGAGGAACAUGUGAACUUCCCAUUAGAAAUUAGGUCGCACUGGCAUUGAUCGCCUAAUACAACAUUGAGUAAGAUAGGGGUGGAUAUAACUUUGAGGAAGAGGAGGAGGAGAAAGAGGCUGAAUUUGUUUAAAAAGUAAGUACAGGUAAAAAAAAUGGAUAUAGGUUAAAUUGAGGCGACCAAAUAAGAUGUUCGUGCAAUUUUUAAUGUAUUUUUUUCAAAAAUAAAUUAGUUCUAUUAUGUUGGCCCAACCAUAAUACACCAACCACCGUACAUACACCAGCACGGCGCCAAUUGCCACCUUCCUCCCCCGUCAACCUCCCACUCCCAGUGUUAAUCUUGAAUGAGGCAAAAUAUCUGCAGAGACCAACCUAACAAAACCAAUUUGAAGUUCUCCAGAUGUUGAGAAGUAUCAAUCUUUUGCCUUCAUCACUGAGCCUCCGUGCAGCAUCUUCACUGCACAUUCUACCGGAAAUGGCCUCAAAUGGUAAAUCUUUUUUACAUUCUGAGUCAGCCCUUUUAAAUUCUGCCAAGAAUCAUGAUGAAUUUUCAGCUGAUGUAGAGAAGGUUUAUAGAAUUUUGAGAAAGUUUCAUUCAAGGGUUCCAAAACUUGAGCUUGCUUUGCUAGAAUCUGGUGUCCUAGUACAUUCAGGCUUGACCGAACGUGUGUUGAGUCGUUGUGGUGAUGCUGGGAAUUUAGGCUACAGAUUCUUUGUAUGGGCCUCAAAGCAACCUGGUUAUAGGCAUAGUCAUGAUACAUACAAAUCAAUGGUCAAGAUUUUGGGGAAAAUGAGGCAGUUUGGUACUGUAUGGGCACUUGUUGAGGAGAUGAGAAAAGAGAAUCCUCAGUUUUUGACACCAGAAGUGUUUAUUGUAUUGAUGAGGAGAUUUGCCUCAGCUAGAAUGGUAAAGAAAGCGAUCGAGGUGUUGGAUGAGAUGCCCAAAUAUGGUUGUGAGCCAGAUGACUAUGUGUUCGGGUGUCUGUUGGAUGCUUUGUGUAAGAAUGGUAGCGUAAAAGAGGCAGCUGUAUUGUUUGACGAAAUGAGGUUUAGGUUUACCCCUACCAUAAAGCAUUUUACUUCAUUGUUAUAUGGUUGGUGUAAAGAGGGGAAGCUUACUGAGGCGAAAAUCGUGUUGGUGAAAAUGAGGGAGGCAGGUUUCGAGCCAGACAUUGUGGUUUAUAACAACUUGCUUAAUGGUUAUGCAGUGUCUAGGAAAAUGGCUGAUGCAUUUGAUCUUCUGCAGGAGAUGACAAAAAAAGGUUGCAACCCUAAUGCAACUUCUUAUACUAUAGUAAUUCAGGCACUUUGUUCGCAAGACAAGAUGGAGGAAGCUAUGCGGGUAUUCUUGGAUAUGGAGAGAAACGGAUGUGAAGCUGAUGUUGUGACGUAUACUACCUUGAUAAGUGGAUUUUGUAAGUGGGGAAAGAUUGAAAAAGGUUAUGAACUUCUGGAUGAUAUGCUGCAGAAAGGGUAUAAUCCAAAUCAGACUACUUAUUUGCAUAUAAUGUUAGCCCAUGAGAAGAAGGAAGAGUUGGAAGAGUGUUUGGAACUUGUUAAGGAAAUGGAGAAUAUCGGUAUACCUCCUGACCUUAGCAUCUAUAAUACAGUAAUUCGUUUAGCUUGUAAAUUGGGGGAAAUUGAUGAAGCUGUGCAAGCAUGGAACCAAAUAGAAACGAACGGGAUCAGUCCAGGGGUUGACACCUUUGUCAUUAUGAUUAAUGGUUGUGUUGAUCAAGGGCGUCUAAUAGAAGCUUGUGAUUACUUUAAAGAAAUGAUCGGACGAGGUCUUCUGUCUGCUCCUCAAUAUGGUACUCUGAAGGACCUGUUGAAUACUCUGUUACGAGCAGAGAAACUUGAACUAGGUAAAGAUGUCUGGAGUUGCAUAAUGACCAAAGGAUGUGAGCUUAAUGAGUAUGCAUGGACCAUUUGGAUUCAUGCAUUGUUUUCAAAUGGAGAUGUAAAAGAGGCUUGUUCGUACUUCUUAGAUAUGAUGGAUGCUGGUUUGAUGCCUCAGCCAGACACAUUUGCUAAGCUUAUGCGGGGUCUAAGGAAGCUUUAUAAUAGACAGAUUGCUGCAGAGAUUACAGAGAAGCUGAGAAAAAUGGCUGCAGAGAGAAAUAUGACUUUCAAGAUGUACAAGCGACGUGGUGAAAGAGACUUGACAGAAAAAGCUAAGGCAAAACUGGAUGGGAGAAAGAGGAGAGCUCGUCGACGUCGUUGGGGUAGCCAUCAUAGUCAGGCUAACACUUUAUGAUAUAACACUUUAUGAUGUGAGAUAUCAGUGAGGAGGAUGCUACCAUGUUGAUGCUGUUUGACUUCAUAUUACGUGGAGGGGGGUAGCUCGGUGCACUAAGCAAGCUCCUGCUAUCGCGGGGUCCACGGAAGGGUCGAACCACAUUGGGUCUUAUGUACGCGGCUUUCUACAAGAAGCUAUUUCCGCGGCUUGAACCCGUGAACUCUUGCUCACAUGGCGGCAGCUUUUACCGUUGCACCAAAACUUUGUAACUCACUUAAUUCACUAAGUAUGAUCAACAAAUUUUUAGCUUAUUUACUUUAGUGUGCUUUAGUAGAUAUGGUACUUGCUGAGCUUCCAAUUGACAAAAGUCCUCUCUCUAUCUGAAACACAUUAAUUUGGACUGUCAUUGACAUUGAGGGGGAAGGUUUGUUGCAAAUAUCUCCAGACUUCUUAUUGAUUUACCAAUAGGGCAAGUUUAUGUUCAUUUAUUUGUAUCUAACUUAUGCUGUUCACUGAAGUAUCAGUUAUAUUCUAGUUUGCUCUGUCCUUCAGUCAAGGGAGAAGGCUUACACAUAAAUGCUUAGCAGCUUCCAGCUAAAAUGUGCACCAAGGCAACUAAAAGAUCUAAUUAUUACAUAGCAAAUCUCAGGUUUCACGGAUGCUGAUAAAUUAGAUGUUUCCUCACAGUCAUCUACCUGGCAUAAUAGUUGUUGUUGACUUUAUGGAUCAGUUAUCUGAUGUCUUAUGCAAGGAACAGCUAAAAGAUUAUAUACAUUAAUUUCGACGCACUGGAAGAGCAAUGCUCCCUGGUAAAUUCCUUGAAUAGAAAUUCAAGUUGUGUAAAAAGAAAAUAAAAACAAGAGUGAGAUUGAUUUUUGUCUCUUUUUCUAUGUCAUGAUUUACUUUGCCUAAUAUUGUGGAAUACCUAGUAGAUAUAUGAGGAUAUAGCCAGGAAUAGGAUAUCUUGAGAUUCCGUUGCAUGAUAUUGUAGAAUAUCAGUAUGUAUCCAGGAAUAGGAUUUAUAGAAUUUGGUUUACUUUAGUUUAGGUGCUAGCGUAGAUUGGGACAGAAAAUAGAUGCUAUGUCAGGUUAUUGCAUCUUUCUUUUCUUGUUUUUUUAGCUUAUGAGUUGCUUUUAACAGGUCAUUCAAGAAGAGUGAUAACUUAUUGAAGACAUUUCGUCUUUAUUAGGAGCGAAAGAUACAAGGACUCGGAAGUUCAUUGCUCGUGCCUUUUACUCCCAAGAUUUAGGGGUGUCUGUGCGAGAUGGAGUGGAGGUAUAUUUUUCUCAUUUUUGUUUGCAUCCGAGUGUAGCUUGGUUCUGUAGUUUUUUUUCUUUUGAUGUUGUUCAGUAGUAAUAACAAAAUAUAUAGAUAUCGAUGGAGAUGUUUUAAUAUGGUAUCAGUCCUUUUCGCUGCAUGUAUAUGUGCAUGUGCAAGUGUUCUUGCAAUUAAUGCAGUGAUUUGGGGACACGACAUGCUUCCCUGCAAUUAAUAUAUGUCGAGUUGAUGCCUUCCUAAGAAGUGGGAAAUAUUCAGUGCGCUAUUUUCUACACCUUGGAUCAAUUAGAAAGUGGAAAUAGAAAGAUACUGCGGAGUUUAUCUUCCUGUAAACUGCAUCUGUUUGUUGGCUGUGGAGCUUUUUCCACCUACUGCUUGUGACUUCUUUGUAGAAUGGGCCCUAUUCUUCCUUGCAAACAAAAGCGAUACUGUAAAUGAUUUUCAUGUAUUGCAUGUCGUAUGUUAUUCUCAUAUUCUGGCAGCAUGGAUUUAGAGUCUCAUUCUGCCAUAUGUUGGGAGUGUCCACAUUUAGCAAAUGAGCAUCCGUGGUUAGGAGGCAUGGUGGAAGUCGUUCAACAAUACUGUUAUGAUUAUUUGUGUUAUAAAAUUUGUAAAUAUUCUGUAAUUAAUGGAUGUAAUUACUGAAUUUGAUUAUGGAAUAUUGUUUAUCAAUUAGGGAGACCCAGUCCAAAUAAUUGUGCAUUAUUUCUUGUUUUAGAGCAUGUCUAUCAGAAAUUAGAGAAUCCAGAGAGAAGAUUGAGACAAAUAUCUUCCUCCUAUAGCAUACAAACUUUAGAUGUAUAUCUUUAUACUUGUACCAUGUGGUUACGACUUUCGUGUACACACUUUAAUCCUCUAAGAAACUAAACUUAGCUAUCUAACACAUCUCUUCAAGUUGAUACAUACUUUUCAUAUGUGACAAGCUUGUCACAUUGGUUGCUAGUUCGAGAACCUAACAGGGAUUGCUGAAUAUGUCUGCAAGUUAUUUUACUUUACUAUUUUUGUAACGAUGUCGUUUGAGAAUAUCUUCUCUCUAACAAAGUGAACUAAAUUUUAAUGUGUUUGUUUGGUCCUCUCAUGAAAGGGGAGUCUCUUAUUGACCCGAGAGAUAUAAGAGAUCAGUUGAUUUCUUGAACUAUGUCACAAUCACUCGUUCUGAUAUUCAAGCUAUUCUAUAUUUUCGACAUCACAUAAGGAGAAUAUCGGAGUGCUCGAAUUAUAAGUGGAUUAGACUGAGCAACAUGGGCGUUUCUGGUUGAAUUGAGGUACAGGAGGAAAGGGCAUUUGAAGGUAUAUGGUAUCCGUCUGGUGCUUCUUCCACUGUAUAGUUGCUGAGCCUCUUUUACUUGUUUACAGUUGUGUUGGACAUCCAGGCCUUUUUAAUCUUUUGUAGAUGAUCCCGUGAUCCUUUUCUAGGCAAUCACUUCACUCGUCGUGCCAGCUUUGGCAACUACAGUGUAACUCUUUCUGGAGCUGAGUCUACAAAUCAUGCGAAGUUACCCUUUGAACUUGUUCAACAUGAUGUGAGGCCUUGGAAAAUAUAUUCAUGUUACCUUUAUUGACUAUUAUUCUUGA
Messenger RNA from Nicotiana tabacum (common tobacco), 5336 nucleotides. The record is from RefSeq and is a predicted model, not a curated record. Lineage: Eukaryota; Viridiplantae; Streptophyta; Magnoliopsida; Solanales; Solanaceae.